Notechis scutatus (mainland tiger snake) is the source of this 2120-nucleotide messenger RNA. It is a transcript of the gene CHAC2, whose product is annotated as ChaC glutathione specific gamma-glutamylcyclotransferase 2. Gene Ontology annotation, biological process: glutathione catabolic process. Lineage: Eukaryota; Metazoa; Chordata; Lepidosauria; Squamata; Elapidae. The record is from RefSeq and is a predicted model, not a curated record. Gene Ontology annotation, cellular component: cytoplasm. Gene Ontology annotation, molecular function: glutathione specific gamma-glutamylcyclotransferase activity.
UGCUCUGCCUGCUCAACAAAGGUUGGAGAGAAUAUGCAAAGCCCUAGCAGCCCCCAGGACCGCUGUUGCCCGUCCCCUCCCUCUUCCCCAGUCAGCGAAGCAAAGAGUGACGGGGCUAGAAACAUGUGGGUGUUUGGAUAUGGCUCUCUCAUCUGGAAGGUGGAUUUUCCUUACGAGGACAAGAUGGUAGGAUACAUCACGGGCUACAGCAGGAGGUUCUGGCAAGGCAGCACGGAUCACCGUGGAGUGCCGGGCAAGCCUGGAAGAGUUGUGACACUUAUUGAAGAUCCUGAGGGCUGUGUAUGGGGUGUUGCAUACAAACUGCCAAUAGGACAAGAAGUUGAAGUAAAAGCUUAUCUUGAUUUUCGAGAGAAGGGUGGAUAUAGGACUACAACUAUUGUCUUCUAUCCCAAAGAUCCUGCAGUGGAACCUUUUAAUGUGCUGUUAUAUAUUGGAACCUGUGAAAACCCUAACUACCUCGGACCUGCACCCCUAGAAGAAAUUGCCGAACAAAUUUUUAAUGCAGUUGGUCCUAGUGGAAGAAAUACAGAAUACCUAUUUGAACUUUGCAAUUCCCUCAGGGAUCUUGUACCAGAAGAUGUGGAUGAACAUGUUUUUACUUUAGAGAAACUAGUAAAGAAACUGCUGGAACAGGAGCAAAACAAACCUGUAUAACAGUCGCUUUGCAAACGGUUUCUUCACUAUCAGACUAAGUUUAUUCUGUUUAUAUUGUUUAUAUAAUUUGGAAAUUAUCCAUCAAAAUUUUAAAAAAAAUAGUUUUCAUAUUUCAUUGAGGCAUCAUUGUCCUUGUGCAAUAGAGCUUUUUAAAAUAUUUAAAUUUAAGAAGGAACUUUGAAUUUCCAUAAAGUUUUAAGAAUGCUUUUCUGUUCAUUUCUCAAAUUUGAAUAACUUAGGCCUGAUUUAAGUUGAAAGGAAACUUUAACUUUAAAUUAUUAGAUUUUGUUUUCCUUUCUAAAAAAAAGUUUUGAACUAGAUUCUUCACUUAGAUAUGGAUGCAGUCCUAUGCACAAAAGGAAGUCCCUUUCAACAAAGAAUGAAAUGCAUAGGAUUGAGUGAUGUGUGUUGACAUAAAUGUCAGUAUAUUCCUUCAAAAAUGUUCCCAAUGGGAUUUGUGGAUUACAGCACUGAAAGAACAAUUCUUUGUACACUUGUUUAGGAUUAAGUCCAACAUGGUACAAAGUAAAUGUGUGUAGGAUUACAUUGUAAAUGGCAAUUAUAUCUAUAUGAAGGGCCUGGAUUAUUUGUACAACUGUUUGAAACAUAUUGCUUAUUAUAUAUUAUUUAUCAUUUAGUUUAACUUGCCCAAAUUCAGUAAUUUAUAUAUAACUAUUUGCUUAGUGAUAUGAGGAUCAAAUAGUUACAAAUGAAAGGAAACUGCAUUUUGCAUUCAUGGUUUCGAUAUCGUCAGAGAUGUAUACUGAUACAUCACAAGGCUUUCUCUCAUUUUUUUGAAAAUGUAAUCAGGGAAACAACUUGAAUCUAGAGUAAUAAGUAUGUAACAAAACUCCUAUCCAUAAUCAUUGGGCAAUUUUCAGAGAUAGUCAAAUUUGCCUUUAUCCCAGUAAUUAGAGCUCCAUAAAUUAAAAUUCACAAUAACCCUUUGCUCAACCUUUACUAUGCCAAAAUGAUGUUGUCACCAAUACCUAACGAUAUAGUUUCACAACUUCUUGCUUCUAAACACUCAAUAGCACAUUGAGGUACAAGAAUAUUUCUUCUUCAUUUUUUUUGUUUUUAGUGACAAUCCUUAGUUUUUAUAAAUUUCUAUGCAUUUGUAAAGCUUUCACUAUGAAUACUGCCCUUUUCUUUGUACACUCUAAUUGGAAAAAAAUUGGAAGUAUAUGGAUUAUGCAGCCCAGCCCAUUUGAAAAGCAGAGGAUCAGCAUUUGAAACACAAGAGCGCAUUUUUGACACUAUUGUAUAGUAAUUCCUUUUUUCCUCACAGAGGGACUGACAGAGAUCUGACAAGCAUCUAAAUAAGAAAUAAGCUCCCUUAAAAGCCAAACUUCCUCAGAAAAUAUUGGCACAUAAUUUGCAGCAUAGGUUUUGAAUGAAAAUGUAUGCUGUAAAUUUCCAAGUCUAGAUAUUAUCAUUAAUUAACA